This is a messenger RNA of Pogona vitticeps (central bearded dragon), 3918 nucleotides long. It is a transcript of the gene ADRA2A, whose product is annotated as adrenoceptor alpha 2A. Gene Ontology annotation, cellular component: plasma membrane. Gene Ontology annotation, molecular function: epinephrine binding; alpha2-adrenergic receptor activity. NCBI's taxonomy places the organism in Eukaryota, Metazoa, Chordata, Lepidosauria, Squamata, Agamidae. The record is from RefSeq and is a predicted model, not a curated record. Gene Ontology annotation, biological process: G protein-coupled receptor signaling pathway; regulation of vasoconstriction; platelet activation.
GCGUUAGCUCUCUGCUCGGCGGCCGCGGCUGGUUCUUCGGAUUGGCGCCCUGCCCUCCGCGCAAGACUCGGCGGUGGUGGCGAGCGGCGCUUCGUCCUCCCAGCCCGGUGUUCCUCGAGGUCGCCUCGUCCAGCCGACGACGGAGCUCGGGUUGAUGUUCCACUGGGAGAGCCCGUUCAUCGAGACCGGGAGGUUCUCUUCCCUGGCGCACCUGGGCUCCUUGCAGCCGGAGGGAGACAGCCACCCCCACCAGCACAUGGAUGGCAACGGAAGCCUCAACGGGAGCGAUGGGGGCCAGAAGGGGAGCCUGCCUUACCCCUUACACACCACCUUGGCCCUCAUCUCCUUGGCCACACUGCUCAUGCUCUUCAUCAUCUUUGGCAACGUCCUGGUCAUCAUCGCCAUCUUCACAAGCCGGGCGCUCAAGGCCCCGCAGAACCUUUUCCUGGUUUCCUUGGCCUCAGCUGACAUCCUGGUAGCCACGCUGGUCAUCCCCUUCUCCCUAGCCAACGAAGUGAUGGGCCAGUGGUAUUUCGGCAAAGUGUGGUGUGAGAUAUACCUGGCCUUGGAUGUCCUCUUUUGCACCUCUUCUAUUGUACACCUCUGUGCCAUCAGCCUAGACCGCUACUGGUCCAUCACCCAGGCCAUUGAAUACAACCUCAAGCGCACGCCACGCCGCAUCAAGAGCAUCAUCUUCCUUGUCUGGGUCAUCUCAGCUGUCAUCUCUUUCCCGCCACUUAUAUCCAUAAUGAAGCAUGGUGAACCGGAGAGUUCACUCCGUGAGCAAAGCAACCUUAAAUCAGAGAAGAAGUCCCCCAGCUGCAGUAUCAACAAGGAGACAUGGUACAUCAUCUCAUCCUGCAUCGGCUCCUUCUUUGCACCCUGCCUUAUCAUGAUCCUAGUCUAUGUCCGCAUCUACCAGAUUGCCAAGAGGAGAACCCGUGUGCCUCCCAGCAAGAGAGGGGAGGCCACAGAGAAGAAGCAGAAUGGGCUAGCAGACAAGGAGGGCAUGCCUGCCAUAACCAAACUGAAUGGGGAGAAGGUAGCAGGGACAGGAGGAAACGAGGAAAGGGAGGAAAUCAAUGGCAUAGAUUUGGAGGACACUUCUUCUUCAGAACACAACGAGGACCACCAGUCUAGGAAGCAGGAGAAGCCAAAGAAGGGCAAAGGUAAAACCAAGAUAAGCCAGAUUAAGCCUGGGGACAAUUUGCCAAAUAAAGUGGAGGAGGACCCAAACAGCAAAGCGUCCCGAUGGAGAGGCAGGCAGAAUCGAGAGAAACGCUUCACUUUUGUCCUUGCAGUUGUGAUUGGAGUUUUUGUGAUCUGCUGGUUCCCUUUCUUCUUUACCUACACAUUGACUGCGGUCUGUCACAGCUGCUUUGUGCCUGACACCCUCUUCAAGUUCUUCUUCUGGUUUGGUUAUUGUAACAGUUCCCUCAACCCUGUCAUCUACACUAUCUUCAACCAUGACUUCAGGAGGUCUUUUAAAAAGAUUCUCUGCAGAAUGGACCGGAAGAGGAUUGUGUGAAGGAAAGGACACACAUUUGUUUGUAAUACCAGUUGUCUUUUGAGAGACUGGGCUGUGGGUGAAGUUUUGGACGUGACUGGCACCUUGCCUGGUUAAGAGACCAUGGACUCUUCAAAGACAUCAGGUGAGACAAAUGAUUAAAAAAAUAUUUAAUGCACAAUCUCAUUCCGAGUGGAUCUGUGUUUGCCCAGAGAUGGACUGAAAACUGUUUGUAGGCAUUGGCUCUGUACACUUAUAAGCUUGAUUCCUUACACACUGAAAUAAACCAAUGGGGGAGGGAAAGUAAGUCAUAUUUAAGAAGCACUUUCUUCCUGUUCUUCUUCAAUGUUCUUGAUGUCCUCAUAAAAACAACAGUAUUGCAGCUUUGAGACCUGUACAUCUUUAACUUUUGUAGGAAAAAGUGGUUUUGAAACGGCUUCACUUAUUUCUUAAAAACACGAAGUAUAUACAACAACAGAACUGAACAACACACCCAAAUGGACUACAGGAGCCAUCUCAUCAAUCUUAAAAUGUAAUAGUAUUAAAAUAACAAGAUUUCUAAUGUGAUUUUGGAUUUGGGGCUAUAACAAAUGAUAACAUAAGCUUGAAAUGGCCAGUGUUUUACUGUGUUCCCAAUAUGUAACCUUUGUUUUUUAAUUUCAUGUUUGUGUUGUCUUUUUAUGCAGUGUUGUUCAAAAGCUACACGUCCUAUUUUACCAUCAGCUGAAAGAAACAAAUAUUGAAAAAUUCACAGUGUGUCAAAUAGAUUCUGUCUAAAUGAUGAGCUCUUUUUCUCUUACCAUGCAAAGCUCAUGAGCAAUCAGAUUCUCAAAGGGUUAUGCUGAAGUACUCUAGCCUUUAUCCUUCCACUGAUAUAUGUUCAGUGCUAACUUAUUUCCUCUACCUGUGGCUGUAAAUAGAUCAUGCAGCAGAUAAAACCUUUUGUUUUCCUUUGCAGUAUGAACUGAUUUACACUGAUUUUUAACAUUUUCAUUUUUGCUACUUAUUCUGUAUAAGAAAACUACUUUUACGCAAGAGAAUGCUUAGUCCCUCUCUCUCUCUUUUUUUAAAAAAAGAAUAAUCGUAUCCACAGAAAUGUCAAGUUUCAAGUUCAGAUUUGUUGUAUAUUAAUUUCUUUUUUAUUUGUGCUAGAGUGAAUAUUAUUGAUGGCUAUAAAGGAGAAAUGGGCCUAAUGCUGUAAUUCUAUUUUUUGUGGUGUGUAAAAAAGACCUAGCAGCACAGGAAAGAAAGAGUUAAUUGUUUUGUUGACAGAUCUUUCUGACUUCUUAAAAAUUCAGAAGUGUUUAUUGCAAAUGACUUCCUUGUCUCAUAAGGCAAACAUCCUUAAGAUUAAAGGGUGGGAAGGAAUCUGAUACAUCUCUUGAAACAGUCUUCCCAAACUAGCGGCUUACUGAAUGUGUGGACUAUAAAUCCCAUCAUUUCAGCCAACAUGGGCAGUGGUGGCUGUGAGAUGAUGGGGACUGUAAUCCAACACAUGCAGAGGGCCCCAUGAUGAAGACUGCUUUAAACAUUAUGAUAUUUUUCUAAAAAUAUAAUUUGAAUCAUAAAAUCCUCAUCACAGUAUGGAGUUGUCGCUGAUGGUAAAAAAAAUUGAACCACAUUCACAACUAAAAUGCUGUCUGAUUUCCCUUAGUUUUAGGGAAGUUUUUAGGUGGACUAUCAGCCCUGUUUCUAAAAAUGUCUCUAUUCUUUCUCUGGGACAUGAUGGACAUCCCUACAACUUCAUUUAAUGCCAUAAAAACAGAUCUUUAACCUCAGGAGUGCCUCCCAGAUUUGAAAUAUUAAUCUGACCUCUUCAGCCCAACAAAACAGAGUUGUCAAAUGUAGCAUUAAGAGAAGAGGAAUGGGGAGGUUAUUAGUGUUCAGGUGUUGCUGCAUUCCCCUUUAAAAUAGUUUUAUGGUUGAAGAACCUGCUACAAAUGUUUACAUACAGUAGUUUCAGAAUUUACAGAGUUGGGUUGUUCUCCUUGCUUUUUUAAAAAAUUGCAAACGGUUACAUAUGGGCUGAAGUCCAGUUUCUUAGUGCAGUAAAUCACCACUCGAGUAGGGAAAUUGAAUCAGUGAGGAUUUGGUACGUCAAUUCCUCCAUAGGUUCCAUUGAUUCAAUGGGCCUGCUCUAGUAGUGACAACAAGCAACAGGAUUUCAGUCACUGAGUUGUAAUCUGUGUUUAAGUGUGCAGGGGAACAUUGGUGCUGAAGAAAUUAUGCAUAGCCCAGAGCACAGAAAUUUUACGUUUUUUUCAACUACUAUAUUUUCCAUAACAAGCAUGGCCAUGGAGGAUAUGACAAAGUGGUUUUUCCUUUGCAUCUAAAUGAAAAUCUACAGCCCAAACCUGUUUUCCCCACUCAUUGACACUAAAACGUGAUAUAUCCGAUUCUGAAACACUCAG